UAGACAUUUAAGAUUUUAUUAUAUCCAGUAUCAGAGUUUAGGAACCAAAAUGAUAAGUAAUCAAAUAAUUAGUGCUGGAUACUCUGCAGUUUAAAAAACAGUUGAAUAAAUCUUUGUCUCUCAUAUUUUACUCUCUACAUUUUGGUUUCUCAAGUUCAACUCAGUUGCAUAAUAUUGGAACAGUUUAGUUAAAAUAUAUCUUAAAAAAAAUACUAGUCUAAGAAAUUAAUUCAGUAUACCCAGAGCAAAUAAAAUGUGCCAUAAUGUUAAGGUUUCAAAUAAUGCACAUUGCAAAAAUUUUGUUAAGCUAUGGCAGCAAGUAUUGUAAAUGUAAAUAUUAUUUUCAAAGUUACAUGUAUUCUCACUAGCAUUUUUUCCAAGUAAACCUGGCAAGGACUUGCUGGUGGGUUCAUUUUCCCAAUGGACCAGUGAAUGUUAAUCUAUUCUCAGGCUAAGCUCCAUUCUCCAACUUGGCCUUAGAUCUCAUGAAUGCUUGUCAUUUGUCAUCAGAGUUACACAUCCAGUCCUAGCGCAAGUCAAACAAGGAAAAACAAGUCAAACCCUUGUCAUACUCCAGAUGAGUCAGUCCCAUUAUUUUCACAUUUUAAGUACAACAGCGUAAAUUACAUAUAAAAUAAAUGAGCACCCUAUCUGUCAAAUUCAUUACCAAUGCGAGACUUAAAAUCUGUGGACAAGAUGACGUCAAUUUGAAUGUGAGCUUAUGAAUGAAUGUGGCUGCCAAAUGGAAGGAGACAACCCAGAGAAUUUCACAAUCUAUCAUUUGAGAUAUUUCCGACCCCUCUUUUGAGGCAAUUCCUGUAUAAUCUUGUAGGAUUUAGAGUAUUUUUAGUUAUGUAUGUAGUUCUAAACUCUGAAAUCUAAAUUGACCACUCUGAAGAGAAAAAUAUUUUCUUAAUUGAAUAGUAUGUAUUAAAUGGCAAGAUCCAAAACAUUUGCAAAUAUUCACAAGAGAAAUUUAAAAAAAAGAAGAUGCACAAUCUUUAGAUCACAAUUCUUGUUUAAACUCAGCAUUAAACAAUAGUUCCUGAGGUCCUGAUAAUUCUUGAGAGGAAUUAUCCAGUAAAUCAAAUUGAUUAAUAAAAGUGGGACAGGGAAAACUCCUGAUCUGCCCAUGUUUUCAGAAUCCUGAGUAAGGACAACAUAUUGGUACAAUCAGAACAUGCAUUUACCUGGAUUAUUUAGAUGGUUUUAACUGGGUUAUUUAGAUGUUGGGUGACAAUAUUCAUUUAGUUGCAUUUAGUCCCUUUCUAAUCAAGGGAUGGUCUUUUGACUAAUAGCACUGGCAUUUCCCAAGAGCGGGUGAGAAAAGCAGAUUCUUAGUCCCCACCCCAGAACUAGAAUCUGUGUUUUGAAAAGAUCUCUAACUGAUUCAUAUGCACAUUAAAGUUAUGAAGCAUCACUCACGGUCAGUAGGGAGCUUAUUCCAGGAUCAAAAGUGCAGUUAGUUGGGCCUCUCUUAAAAGCUGCACUAUUUUUAUUGUUUUUCCUCUUUCUUUCACAGGAAAGAGAAAAACACAGUAUUUCUGCAAAAGACUCAUAGUACCCACAAGACAAAGACAAUGAAUGCACUGAAUCUUUGGAACCCUUCAGAAGCACAAUCCUGCUUUGCUCUGGUGAACAAUUCAUGCCCUAAAAACAUGAGGUCUAGGCUGAGUGCCUGUGCCAUGUAUGUGGUCAUGAUCGGUGCCAUAGUAAUGACCAUGCUGGGCAACCUGGUUGUGAUCAUUUCCAUUGCCCACUUCAAGCAGCUCCACUCCCCCACCAACUUCCUGAUCCUCUCCAUGGCCACCACUGACUUCUUGCUGAGCUGUGUGUUCAUGCCCUUCAGUAUGAUCCGGUCCAUUGAGUCCUGCUGGUACUUUGGAGAUCUCUUUUGCAAAGUCCACAGCUGCUGUGACAUCAUGCUCUGUACCACCUCCAUCUUCCACCUCUGCUUCAUCUCAGUGGACCGCUACUAUGCUGUCUGUGACCCUUUACAUUAUGUCACCAAAAUUACCGUCUCUCUCGUAGGAGUCUUUCUACUCAUCAGUUGGUCCAUUCCCAUCUUUUUUGCUUUCGGCCUGGUAUUCUCAGAAUUAAACAUAAUUGGUGCAGAAGACUUUGUGGCAGCCAUUGACUGUACAGGUUUAUGUGUGCUAAUAUUUAACAAGCUCUGGGGGGUGCUGGCCUCCUUUAUAGCCUUCUUUCUCCCUGGGACAGUAAUGGUGGGAAUUUACAUACAUAUUUUCACAGUAGCCAGGAAGCACGCUAAGCAAAUUGGCACAGGUUCUAUGAUGAAACACAUUGGGUCAGAAAGCAAAAUGAAGGCAUCAACCAAAACAGAAAGCAAGGCCACCAAGACUUUGAGCAUCGUCAUGGGAGUAUUUGUGUUGUGUUGGCUGCCCUUUUUUGUCUUGACAAUCACAGACCCUUUCAUUAAUUUUACAACGCCUGAAGAUUUGUACAAUGUCUUUCUCUGGUUGGGCUAUUUUAAUUCCACUUUCAAUCCCAUUAUAUAUGGUAUGUUUUAUCCUUGGUUUCGCAAAGCAUUGAGGACAAUUGUCUCAGGAACAAUCUUCCACCCUGACUCUUCCAGCCUAAACAUAUUUCCUGCAUGUGCUUAGGGAAUGCUCUCCAUUCUCUACAAUUCUUUCCUGCUAAGGAAACUGGAUGCUCUUUCCCUCUAGAGGUGAAGGAGUGGAUUGACUA
Messenger RNA from Cervus elaphus (red deer), 2709 nucleotides. Its product is annotated as trace amine-associated receptor 4-like. Lineage: Eukaryota; Metazoa; Chordata; Mammalia; Artiodactyla; Cervidae. Gene Ontology annotation, cellular component: membrane. The coding region runs from base 1581 to 2624 and encodes 347 amino acids. Gene Ontology annotation, molecular function: trace-amine receptor activity; 2-phenylethylamine receptor activity. The record is from RefSeq and is a predicted model, not a curated record. Gene Ontology annotation, biological process: behavioral fear response; G protein-coupled receptor signaling pathway; chemosensory behavior. The transcript has a single exon.